This is a messenger RNA of Hyposmocoma kahamanoa, 1147 nucleotides long. It is a transcript of the gene ac, whose product is annotated as achaete-scute complex protein T3-like. Gene Ontology annotation, cellular component: RNA polymerase II transcription regulator complex. Gene Ontology annotation, molecular function: DNA-binding transcription factor activity, RNA polymerase II-specific; RNA polymerase II transcription regulatory region sequence-specific DNA binding; protein dimerization activity. The record is from RefSeq and is a predicted model, not a curated record. Gene Ontology annotation, biological process: regulation of transcription by RNA polymerase II. NCBI's taxonomy places the organism in Eukaryota, Metazoa, Arthropoda, Insecta, Lepidoptera, Cosmopterigidae. The transcript is spliced from 2 exons. Bases 140 to 853 code for a protein of 237 amino acids.
CGCCAACGUCACUCGCGCGCGCUCCGAGCUCCCGCGAAGCCUUCCCCACACGCAAUUUAAAAGUGCGAACAGUGUUUGGCCGACCGCCGCGCGGACAGGUCGCGUGCUCUUAUCUCUCUCGCGCCCCGCGCUUACGACAAUGCUACAAGAAAUACAACUCGUUCAAGGUCAGACGAACUACGUAGUCGUCUCGUCCGGAUAUCCUUCCGCUACGUUGACUAAAACGCCAAUCGAUAAACGCAACGUGCCUAUCGCUCCAGCUCCUGAAAAGAACUACGUUACGCAUGAUACGCCGCCUAACUUGCAAUACAGAAAGAAGGUUCACUUCAGGACGAACCCGUACACCGGACCGCAGGCAGCAUCGAUAGCGAGACGCAAUGCUCGAGAACGUAAUCGUGUGAAGCAAGUGAAUGAUGGAUUUAAUGCACUUCGCCGACAUCUUCCAGCGUCUGUAGUUGCUGCUUUGUCUGGAGGCGCCAGGCGGGGCUCCGGAAAGAAGCUUAGUAAAGUCGAUACAUUAAGAAUGGUCGUCGAAUACAUCAGAUAUCUUCAGCAACUACUGGAAGAAGGUGACGCUGCUCUUGGUAUCACUCGCGAUCAAGAAAAUAGAGAAAACAUACCAAGCAGUAACUCUCAGCAAUUGACAUCGGUUGACAUGGAUGAUGGAUUUUUCUACGGCAGUAGUUCUCCGUGUUCUGAGAAGGCUGGUUCCCCGGCGCCUUCGGAAUGUUCUUCGGGAGUGUCCUCGGCGUAUUCCGCGGUGGAUCGAUACGAGGUGUCAACGCAGCAACAGCUGGGCUCCAUGGAUGAAGACGAGCUGUUGGAUGUCAUCUCCUGGUGGCAACAGAAAUAGCAAUAACAUGGCAAAUGUUGGCUCAACAUUGGACAAAUCCCUCCGAAGAAUGUGCAUUAAUAUAUUUUUUAUUGCAUUUAUAAUUUAUACACGAGAAGACUCUUUGAAAAUCUAGUCAAACCGAUAGUGCCUUAAUUUCUUUAGAAUGUAAGACAGCCGCUCAAAUCUAUUAUUCAAAUUUAGUAGAAAUUCCACUAAAUUUAAUGUACUAAACUUAUUUCGGAAUAUAAUAAAUAUGAAUAUCACUUCACGACUAUGAAACUGUCUGUGACACUGAACAGGGGAAAAUUUCAG